CGCGCGUUGUCCUGCCACACGCUCGGCCGUUCGGCAUGGGCCCAGCGCCUGUCUCUGCCGGCCCAGCAUCCACCCCAUGGGCGCUAAUGACGACGCUUUGCCGCUGCAGCUUCUCCUGUUUCAGCAGCGCCGGCCACGGGUCUCAUUUCACACAGCCACGCUGGAAUCCGCUCUGCCUUGUGCCAUUUAUAAUAGAGUCCUGGAGCCCUGUUGAGCGUCGUGAAGUCUUUUUUUGGUUUUUGCCGUUUGUUUGAUUUUUCUUUAUAUUUUGAGUGCAUUUCCUUAUUUGAAAAUACCUAUCAUAGUAUUCCUUCUUUGGCAUUGUCCUAUUAUAUUGCCUUGACCCACGGCGUACUUAUAUUACUCAGGAGACGCACGGCCACUCUCCCCUGAGCCUUGUGAUAUACGAUUCAAGACUGCGUACAAAAAUACUCAACACCUCACCUCAUCGCAGCCGAGUAUUAUUCUAUAACUUCCCAUCAUGAAGGCCUCGCCCCUGGCCACUGCGGGCAUAGCCCUGGCUUCUGCCGCCCAGGCGCAAGUCGUCCAGUUCGAUAUCGAGAAGCGAGACGGGCCGCUCCUGAGAGACCUAAGCCGCCGAGCCACCACCGUCAAUGGCGUUCUUUCAAACCAACAGGUCCAGGGCGGAUAUUUCCUCAACGUCGAGGUCGGCACUCCUCCUCAAAACAUAACCCUUCAGCUCGACACAGGCAGUAGUGAUGUCUGGGUGCCUGCUUCAUCGGCCGCCAUCUGUACCGAAGUAUCACAGAGGAAUCCUGGAUGCACCUUCGGAAGCUUCAACUCUGAUAAAUCCAGCACCUUCGUCGAUGUUGGACAAGGCGACUUCGAUAUUACCUAUGUCGAUAACACAUUUUCCAAGGGCGAUUACUUCCAAGAUGACUUUCAUAUCGGCGGCGUGACUGUCUCCAACCUUACCAUGGGUCUUGGCCUGGACUCGUCCAUCGCCAAUGGCCUAAUCGGAGUCGGCUAUGUCAACGACGAAGCUUCUCUCGGCACAACGCGAUCCACCUACCCGAAUCUUCCGGUUGUCUUGCAAAAGGAGAAGCUAAUCAACACCGUCGCAUACAGUCUGUGGCUAAACGACCUUGAUGCUAGCACGGGCUCCAUCCUGUUUGGUGGCAUUGACACGGAAAAGUACGAGGGCGAUUUGACCAAGAUCAACAUUCUCCGUGCUGAUAACAGCAAUGUCUUCACAGAGUUCGCAGUUGAGCUCUAUGAGGUGCAAGCUACAAGCCCUUCAGGAACCGAUACUCUCAGCACGAACGCGGGCACCCUGGUCGCCGUUCUGGAUUCGGGAACGACCUUGACCUAUCUGCCGCAGGACAUGGCCGAGGAGGCAUGGAAGGAAGUUGGCGCAAGCUACAACGAGGAAUUUGGCUUGGCUGUUGUUCCUUGCUCAAUCCGAAAUAUUAAUGGGCACUUCUCAUUCACUUUCGCCGGUCCCCAAGGUCCCAAGAUCAACGUCAGCAUGGCCGAGCUUGCCCUCGACCUCUUUAGCGGUGGUCCUGCGCCCAAGUUUUCCUCUGGACCCAACCAAGGCCAGUCUGUUUGCGAAUUUGGUAUCCAGAACACGACUGGAGCCCCUUACCUGCUGGGUGAUACUUUCCUUCGCUCUGCAUUUGUUGUCUACGACCUGGUCAACAACGAGAUUGCGAUUGCUCCCACAAGCUUCAACUCCACCAAGACCAACGUUGUUGCUUUCGCCAGCAGUGGCGCCCCUAUCCCGUCCGCCACCAGCGCCCCCAACCAGAGCAAGUCUGGCCCUUCCUCAUCAACGGGAUCCGGCUUGUCUGCUGCUAGUGGCUUCCAGUCCAACGACAACGCUGCCCCUUUGACCAGCGCCUUUUCCGGCCCUGGAGCGAUUGUUGUUGGCUUGACCCUCGGCUACACCCUCCUUGGAAGCGCCAUUUUCGGCAUUGGCUGGCUGUAAACUUGCAUUGUCAUCCAAUCUCUUCGACACGCUCUACCUAGUAGUGCUUUUAAUGACUUUUGGGAUGAUUCUAGGGCGCAUUUGGUAUAAUAGGGAUUUUUUAUUUUUUAUUUAUUUUUUUCCAUACUAGCAAGCACCGCUGGAGUUGAGGAGGCCGGCUUCUCGAGCAUUCGCUACAAAAGAGCGUUCAGAUACCUAAGGUACAUAAGUGCACAUAGACAUGCAGCUUAGACUAUAAAUGUUACAAAAAAUCAAUAUCAUUAUCC
Trichoderma asperellum CBS 433.97 is the source of this 2217-nucleotide messenger RNA. RefSeq lists its product as uncharacterized. Gene Ontology annotation, biological process: proteolysis. The record is from RefSeq and is a predicted model, not a curated record. Gene Ontology annotation, molecular function: aspartic-type endopeptidase activity. Lineage: Eukaryota; Fungi; Ascomycota; Sordariomycetes; Hypocreales; Hypocreaceae.